CGUUCCGCGAAACGGAAGAGUGUCACGAAAACAGUUUCUUAAUACCAGGGUCCUCCUAAGCUACCCUCAACCUCUGACGAAGCCGUUUCCGUCUGAACGCAUGAAUGAAUUCUUCAGGUAUUCCGCUCUUCGGCUCCCAAGAGCGGCUUGCCGCCCCAUAGCCCACCCACUCAACGAAAUAUUCAGAGCGGUCUGGACGCUCGUCGAGGACUUUGUGGAUGAGGAACCGGGUGUUAUCAGUUAUAUCGCGGCCAGCUUCCCUGAUUGCCUUCUCGCGCCCUCCUCGACGUUUCCAGAAUCUCAGCAGCCGAUGUUUGAACUUUCGGUGAGCAUUUUCCUCCGUCAUCCAGUAGACUCCUGCUCCGACCUCAAUAUCAAUCAGAUGCACAUCGCCAGAGCUGUCUUCCCGGAACCGCCAGUUUGUAAGGCGUCCUAUCGCUCGCUUGCCUGCACUGCUGUUGGUCUUGAGAGCCGGCUGGCGCCGGGGGAGAUGGUAGCUGCGCACACACAUUCUCUCACGUAUAUCCGAAGACUUAAGAGGCCGCAGCUGUGUGAGAAGGCGCUUUUCAGUUUCCGUGUCCAAAUUGUGCUUCCGAAAUGACGUAGCCACGGCAGUGGAUAGCCACUUAACAAACGGCGCAUCCUCGGGCCAGGUAACCAGGACAUUGCGAUACAGGUCGUAGCAAUACGAUCGUAGCGCGGUUGUUGCUUGGUCACAGCCAUCAAAUCCGCAUUCGGAGAUUAUGUCCAGGACGAAGUUUGAGGGUAUCCGGGCUAGUGUUCUAGACUCGCAACUGGCGGCUAUGUGGUCGAGGAGGCCGACAAGUCCUUCGAGCAGGUACUCUGGCGGAGAGGUCCAAAGACGUGGCGACCUACGCCCCUGCUCGUCGGCGCGAUUUUGAGCACGUUCGACAAGGCUCUCGUAGAUAUCGCUCAGUCGGGGG
Messenger RNA from Parathielavia appendiculata, 944 nucleotides. RefSeq lists its product as uncharacterized. Bases 383 to 601 code for a protein of 72 amino acids. The record is from RefSeq and is a predicted model, not a curated record. The transcript has a single exon. NCBI's taxonomy places the organism in Eukaryota, Fungi, Ascomycota, Sordariomycetes, Sordariales, Chaetomiaceae.